UCCCCUUCUCUUUGCAGGAGGAUGACACCCAGUCAGGAAGUCUGUUCCAAGAAGAAGUACUUGUCCCUCUCAAAUACAACAUCCUGCCCGUCAUCAAAAAGAAUACGGAGGAGGCGCAUCAGCAGACGAACCAUGCCAAGACAAAGUGUAGCACUUCACUGGGCGCCUCACUGGAUCGCAGUUUGCCUUUUCAAGCCAGGGUCUUGCAACAGACUUCCACAGCUGUGAACAGUGUGCCCCAGAUGCAGGUGCCAGGCAGUCAGGUGACUGUGAAGUUGAGCAAUCCAAAGCUCCUCCCCAUGACAUACAGCAUCCUACCUGACAUUAGACAGAAAGUGGUUGAGAGAAACUGCCAGAUAGACCAGCAGGAGAGUUCAGAGGUCAACAUCCCUUUGAGGCCCACAGAGGAGGAGGAGGCAAAGAGUGUCUCUAUCAACCUAAAUCAGGAAACAGUUUGGACGGGGCUGGCACUGCCCAUGUCACCAGCAGUGGCUCUGAAGUACUUCCAGAAUCACCUGACCAACUUGGAGCAGAAGGAGAUCCUGGACUUCCCAGAGAUUUGGUAUCUGGGCCUGGGGGCUGAGAAGAAGGACUCCCAGGACAUGCCUGAGCACUCUGAAGACUCCAAUUUCAACUCUGACCCUGAAGAUGAAUGUGGGGUCUACAUCCCGGUUCUGCAUGACCACAUUGCCUACCGCUAUGAGAUUCUGGAAAAUCUUGGACAAGGAUCGUUUGGCCUGGUUCUGAAGUGUAUGGAUCACAAGACUAAGGAGCAGGUGGCACUAAAGGUCAUUCAUGACACGGAGAGUGCAAAUUACAUGGCCCUCAAGGAACUGGAGAUCCUGGAUGUGGUGCGGAGGGAAGACAAGGAAAACCAAUACAACGUCAUCCACAUGAAGGAGCACAUGACCUUCCGGAAACAGCUCUGCAUCAGCUUUGAGCUCCAGGGGAGAACAUCCUUCUGUCAGAGAAAAAACAUGGAAACAUCAAGGUGGCCGACUUUGGGUGCAGCUUCUACGAGCACCAAGAAGGAGUGGUAG
Molecule: messenger RNA, 1040 nt
Organism: Anguilla rostrata (American eel)
Lineage: Eukaryota; Metazoa; Chordata; Actinopteri; Anguilliformes; Anguillidae
Product: dual specificity tyrosine-phosphorylation-regulated kinase 4-like
Exons: 8
Coding region: 243-1040 (265 amino acids)
Biological process (GO): peptidyl-threonine phosphorylation; peptidyl-serine phosphorylation
Cellular component (GO): cytoskeleton; cytoplasm; nucleus
Molecular function (GO): protein serine/threonine/tyrosine kinase activity; protein serine/threonine kinase activity; ATP binding
Source: RefSeq, a predicted model, not a curated record